CAGGAAUAGUUUUUCAUCCAUUUUCAAUUAUUUUUAUUAUCGUAUAAGUGCAUUUCGACUUGAUCUUUCUGCGAAGGAAGUAAUAAGAGCGUUUCGAAUGAGUUGUGUUUGAGAGAAAAAGGAGAAGAAAACGUAUUUUUCAAUCCAUGCCGACACAAAGUCGCGUUUUUAUCAUGUCGAUUUUAUCGAAAAAAUUCUGUUCCCCGGAAGAUAUAGAGAAGAGAAAUUCAGAAAUAACAACUAACGAAAAACAUGAGAUGCAGAAAUAUGAGAAGAGGAUUUUGCAAUGCGUUCUAGCGGAGAAGAUAACGAUAAUGGAUCUUAAACAUUGGGCGUUCUUUCAUAUGCUAAAGUCGGAAUUCAUCCGACAAAUUCACAUGGUUAUGGUAUUUGGUGUCUCUGGUAGAAACGCUAUAAUCUUGACGAAGGACAAGAAUGUGUACGAUUUAAGUUAUAAUGAAGAUUCAAAGACUGGUGGCAUACUUAUUGCUCCCAACUUAAAUCAAGUAAAAGAAUUAUGUGGAAAAAACAUAAAGACUUUUGCUUGCGGCUUGUAUUUCAUCCUGGCACUUACAGAAGAGGGAGAGGUUUACAUCUGGAAAUUCGAUAAACACAGAUUUAUUAAGAAAUGGCCUAUCAAGUCCGCAUUUACUCAAGUCUCCGGCUUUAACAAGAAACGUAUCGUGGACAUUGCAUGCCGCUUUCAUCAUUUUCUCGUUUUGACCAGCGAUGGAAAGGUGUAUGCUUGGGGAGACAAUAUUUAUAUGGAGAAUGGUAGUGAAAACACAGUUAUUUUUAAUGGUAAGGUGAGCCAAGUAAAACAUGGAUUGAAGAAGAAGAAUGUAAUUCAUAUCGCAUGUGGUAAAAAAUUCAAUAUGGUUAUAACUGACGAAAACAAACUAUAUGGUUGGGGCAUGAACGACCAAGGCCAGAUUUCAACCAUACAGUCGCAAGAACAAUACGCAUAUCCACACGAAAUUACCACAUUCUCGGAUAAAAUAGUUAAAAUGGUCUCUGGAGAACUGCAUACGUUGGCGCUCUCAAAUAAAGGAGAGAUCUAUGCCUGGGGCAAUAACAAAUAUGGACAACUGGGCGUAUAUAACAACUUCAACUCCUCCGAUCCAAUCAUGGUGAACGUGCCACAAAUGGGAAAGGUUUUGAAUGUUGAGGCCAGUGAUUUUACGAGCGUUGCCGUCGGCUAUGAUAGGACCAUCUAUGUAUGGGGUCAUAACUUCAAUCAAAUGUUUAUUAAACCAUUACCCACGAAAUUUUUAAGGAUUUUUGAUGUGUUUGCGUACAGUAUGCAUAAAACUAUGUGCAAUCCAUUGAUUGUGCAUGAUUCUUUACACACUGUAAGAAUUACAAAUAAUUACAAUUACAAGACUGAAGAAGUAUUAAAAAUAUUAGAAUCCCUAGGAGCAGCAUUCGAUGAUUCGUUUACGAGCGAUCUUACCAUACGAGUCGAAGGACGACCUAUUUAUGUUCACAAGGCUGUCCUUAAGAUUCGUUGUCAGUAUUUUAAAAACAUGUUUCAACAUAAUUGGACUAAAAAUAUUCAAAGCAUAACGGAUUCGAUGUACACGGUCUCAGAGAAAUUUUCUUACGUCGUUUAUAAAGCCUUCUUGGAAUAUUUAUAUACUGGCAUAAUCGAUUUACCUUCGGAGAAUGCAUUAGAACUUAUGGAAUUGGCCGACAUGUAUUGUGAAACCAAUCUUAAGAAAGAUUGCAUUCAGAUAAUAAAGCAAGCCAUCACUGUGUCAAAUGUAGCAUUCUUUUACAAUAAAGCGAUCAAUUACAAUGCUAAAGACCUCCAGGAGUUUUGUUUCCAGUUUGCUUUGCGCCACAUAACAGUUAACACAUUAUCGAAAGAUUAUAUUAAUAAAUUAGAUAUGAAUACGAAGACUGAGAUUGUACACAAAGAAUUGAUACAAAAUCACGUUACUGCCACGUCGACAUCCUAUUCUCCGAAUAACAAUGUAGAGGAGAGAAAUUCAGAAACAACAACUAAAAAAAGUGAGAUGCAAGAAUAUGAGAAGAGAAUCUUGCAGUGCAUUCUAGCGGAGAAGAUAACGUCAACGGAUCUUAAAAAUUGUCCGUUCUUUCACAUGUUAAAGUCAGAGUUUAUUCUACAAAUUCACAUGUGUCGCCAUGGUAGUAAAACUAUAAUUGUGACGAAGGACAAGAAUGUUUACUACUUAGAGAAUUAUGCAGAUAAUUAUUCAACGAUUCAUCACAUACAUACUGGCCUCCAUACAAAAAAGAUAGAAGAAUUGUGUGGAAAAAAUAUGAAGACUUUUGCACACAGCUUGUAUUUCAUCUUGGCACUUACAGAAGAAGGAGAGGUCUAUUUCGCGAAAAAAAUUAAUAUCAGUUGGGGGUUUGACAUACCCACAUUUAUUCGAGUCGCCGGCUUAAGCGACAAGCUUAUUGUGGACAUUGGUUGCGGACAGCGUCAUGGUCUCGCUCUGACUAGCGAUGGAAAGGUGUAUGCUUGGGGAAAAAAUUGGGAAGAAUAUGAUUCAAAUGAAAGUGAUUCGGAAGAUAGUGAUUGGAAUGAAAUUUAUUUGCAAAAUGUUAGUCAAUUUGAUAAAAACACAACUUAUUUUGAUGUGAGGCAGGUGAAACAUAAAUUGGAGAAAAAAAAGGUUGUCCAUAUUGCGUGUGGCCCAAGUUUCAACAUAGUUGUAACUGACAAAAAUAAAUUAUACGGUUGGGGCAAUAACAUGGGACGCCAGAUUUCAAACGACGAGCUGUAUUAUUACAAAUACCCACGCAAAAUUAUCACACUCUCGGACAAAAUAAUUAAGGUGGUCUGCGGAGAUGAGCAUACCUUGGCGCUCACAAGUAAAGGCGAAAUCUAUGCCUGGGGCUCGAACUCAUAUGGAGAACUAGGUGUAAAUAGCAACCAGGAACCCUCCGGACCGAUCGUGGUGAACAUCCCCGAGAUGGGAAAGGUUUUGGAUAUCGUUGCUUAUCGUAGCUCGAGCGUUGCCGUUGGCUGUGAUAGGAUUAUUUAUGUGUGGGGUCAUUUUUAUCACGAUUUUUGGAUUACUACACCGUUUGCUACGAAGUUUUCGAACAUUCAUGAUGCGUUUGCGCACAGUAUGUGGGGAAGCAUGCACAAUUCAUCGAUUGUGUUUACGAAUACUUUCAAGUAUAUUGAAGAUGUAUUGAAUAUAUUGGAGUCUCUAAAAGCAAUAUUUGAUGAUCAGUUGUCAAAUGAUCUUACCAUACUAGUCGAAGGACAACCUAUUUAUGUUCACAAGGCUAUUCUUAAGAUUCGUUGUCAGUAUUUUAAAAAUAUGUUUCAACAUGAUUGGACUGAAAAUAUUCAAAGCAUAUCGGAUUCAGUGUACACGGUAUCAGAGAAAUUUUCUUACGUCGUUUAUAAAGCCUUCUUAAAAUAUUUAUAUACCGGCAUAAUCGAUUUACCUUCGGAGAAUGCAUUAGAACUUAUGGAAUUGGCCGAUAUGUAUUGUGAAACCAAUCUUAUAAGAGAUUGCAGUCAGAUAAUAAAGAAAGUCAUUACUGUGUCAAAUGUAGCCUUCUUCUACAAUAAAGCUAUCGAAUGCAAUGCUAAGGAACUCGAGGAAUUCUGCUUCCAGUUUGCUCUGAGUCAUAUGAAAGCUGUAGUAUUAUCGGAAGAGUAUAUUAAGUUAGACACGAGUACAAAGGAUAAUUUUAUACGCAGAGCAGCUAAAGGAAAUACUUUCGAAAUAUGAUUCUUUUGACAUAAAUUUCGAGCUAAAUCGCAGAUCGUUUUUUUAUUCCUAUACAUGAAUCAUUGAAGCUAUAUAUGUUCAAUAAUUU
Messenger RNA from Camponotus floridanus (Florida carpenter ant), 3810 nucleotides. RefSeq lists its product as uncharacterized. Gene Ontology annotation, molecular function: protein binding. The transcript is spliced from 21 exons. The record is from RefSeq and is a predicted model, not a curated record. The coding region runs from base 147 to 3722 and encodes 1191 amino acids. NCBI's taxonomy places the organism in Eukaryota, Metazoa, Arthropoda, Insecta, Hymenoptera, Formicidae.